AUGGAGUCGGGAGGCCCUCCCUGCAGGUGCUGCGCGAGGCCGGUGGGUGUCUCGUCCGUGUGCGGUGUGGCCUUCUCGGCUUGCCCCGGGUGUGAUUAUUCUCUCUGCCCGACAUGCUUGGAGGACGAGCUCAGAGGGGGACGGGAGAUCUGCCCGAGGUGCAACACACCUUAUUGUGAGUAUCUGGUAUCCCUUGUGAUUACUUUUCGUGGUGAAAAUUCUUCAGCCGUACCACCUAAACGAAACUUGUGCUAUCCAGACAAUUCUUCGGAGAAUCACGAGGUACCGGGCGAGAGGUUGACCAUGGGUUCUCAUCUCGACGAUUAUCUGGUACAGGAUGGAUUGGAUGGAUGGUUUUUAUUGAAUAAUAUUGUUUUUAGCUAAUCAUCGGCCUGUUGUUCGGGAGAUUAACCAUCCCUCGUCAUGUUUCUUCUCUGUACAGGGUGAUGGAGCUCAUGUCAGGAGUUCAAGCAGCCUCUCUGAGGUGGAAAGUGGUAACGCUCGCAGGUUUCCAAACUUUCUUCUUGAGGAUUCAUCAUUUGCCAUAAAAUAAUGACGAUCUAUGUGCUUCUAAAGAGACAGAUGGCGGAUCUGGAAACCCACUUUGGAAGAACAGAGUGGAGGGUUGGAGAGAAAAGAAAAAUAAAAAGAAGAAUAACGGAAGUAAUUAUAAAAAGGAAACUCAAGCUCCAUCAGAACAGCAGAUUGUGGACAGCCAGUAAGCAUCUUAUUGAGGCAAAUCAUUCAAUUUUUCUACAUUGUUAGACUUCCAAACUUAUGGAAGAAAUUUGUGUUCAAGAUAUACGGAUUUCAAAAAGAUUUAUUUUGCUAACUUCAUUCAUCGCAGUAUGCUUAGAUUUGUGAAUAUGAAAGACAUUUUUUCAUCAUCUUUAAAAAUCUCUGUCUCGUCCCUUACAUUAAAUUAUCAUGUCUUAUGUUGAUAUGUGCAAAGGUAUGCGACGGUUUCAGUUUCCUCUCUCCAUAUUUAAUUAUUUUCAUCACCCCAUUCCUAAAACAGUAUAAUUAUCUGUCUCAAAUCUACAAUGCUCUCGAUUUCCACUGUAUAUUUUCACUAUCUGCGAUCUUUUUUAUGGUAUUGUGUUGUUUCAAGGUCAGCAGAAGAUGGAGAGCCACUUUCUAGAGCUGUUCCCAUUUCUAGAAACAAGCUCACAGCGUACAGGGCGAUGAUCAUUGUGAGAUUGGUAGUCCUCCUCCUCUUCUUUAACUACAGAAUUACGCACCCUGUUGACAGUUCUUACGGUCUAUGGCUGACAUCUGUAAUCUGCGAGAUUUGGUUUGCCAUAUCUUGGGUUCUAGACCAGUUUCCCAAAUGGUCUCCUAUAACGAGAGAAGCAUACAUUGAGAGGCUGUCCUCAAGGUACGCCUCUAAAAUUUCUGGUCAAUGAAAACUUUCGAUUAAAUCCUUCGAUGUCAGGCUUCUAUUUAUCGACCUUAAAUUUAUUCUACGUGAUGUGUUCUUCCUGAAUAUCUGAAUUCAUUAUGGAAAAGUAUCCGAUUACUCUUUGACCCGUUGACGAUAUAAGAUAAUGCUUUUAGAAAAUGAAUUGUCAACGCAAAUCGUCAACAAGAUACUAUGAAAAAAUAUGUUUUAUUCUCAAGGGCCCGUAUUUAUCUAUUUUAUGUAUGUUCUUAUUCCAGAUAUGAGAAAGAAGGUGAAGCCAGUGAGCUGGCUGCUGUGGAUUUCUUCGUGAGCACUGUGGACCCACUAAAGGAGCCGCCACUGAUCACCGCAAAUACUGUGCUUUCAAUUCUCUCUGUGGAUUAUCCUGUCGAGAAGGUAUCUUGCUACGUUUCUGAUGACGGGUCCGCCAUGCUCACCUUCGAAACCCUCUCCGAGACAGCAGAGUUUGCAAGAAAGUGGGUCCCAUUCUGCAAGAAAUACUCGAUCGAGCCGCGGGCCCCGGAAUUUUACUUCUUGCAGAAGAUCGACUACUUGAAGGACAAAGUCCACCCCUCUUUCGUCAAAGAACGAAGAGCCAUGAAGGUGACCGCAACCUCAGGCCCACCCACGUUUUCUUACUCUGAUUCUCGCAAACGCCUUUGACAGCCAGAAGAACCCUCACUGAUGAUCUCCAUCUCACUGUUACAGAGAGAUUACGAAGAGUAUAAGGUGAGGAUAAACGCUUUGGUAGCCAAAGCUCAGAAGACCCCAGAUGAAGGCUGGAUGAUGCCAGACGGAACGCCCUGGCCGGGGAACAACCCCCGCGAUCACCCUGGAAUGAUUCAGGUUCCCCGUCAUAACCCGUGGGAAUGUCAUCUCUUUCCGCGCCAAGUUCUUAGUCUGUGAUCUUCUUCAGGUUUUUCUCGGGCACAGCGGGGCUCAUGACAUCGAAGGAAAGGAGCUUCCGCGGCUGGUUUAUGUCUCAAGGGAGAAGAGACCUGGCUAUCAGCACCACAAGAAGGCCGGCGCGAUGAAUGCUCUGGUUAGGCACCCCUGCGUUCUUCCUGAUUGUUCUCGUCACGAUCGAAAAGGGUUGAUUUAAUCUUAUUUUUAUCUUCUUGAGCUUGGAGUUAUGGAAUGUCUGCGGGGUGAUGCAGGUCCGAGUCUCGGCCGUCCUUACGAACGCUCCGUACAUUCUCAACCUCGACUGCGAUCACUAUGUCAACAACAGUAAGGCCGUCCGAGAGGCUAUGUGCUUCAUGAUGGAUCCAACAGUGGGCGCUGACAUCUGCUACGUCCAGUUCCCCCAGAGAUUCGAUGGCAUUGACCGUAGCGACCGAUAUGCGAACCGCAACGUGGUGUUCUUUGAUGUCAGCUGCUGAACCUUGGAGAAAACAGAAAUAAAAAAUAAAAAUGGAGAGAUUGAGAACGAGGCCCUCGUGUUCUUACUCACACUUCUUCGUUUGCUGAUGAUCGCAGGUCAACAUGAAAGGUCUCGACGGCAUUCAGGGCCCCGUCUAUGUGGGAACGGGGUGCGUCUUCUUCCGGCAGGCUCUCUACGGGUACGGGCCGCCGCCGCCGCCGUCGGCCCUCUCCGCCGCUUCUUCCCGCAGCUGCUGCCGCCUCUGGUGUCGACCCCCUAAGAAAGACCCCAGAGAUCAGAAAGAGAUUUACAGAGAUUCGCUGCGGGAAGAUCUCAGCUCUGCGAUCUUCAACCUCAGGGAAAUCGACAGUAAGCUCCUCCACUCCAUCUUCCUCACAAUCUCGGGGGAGAGUUGACACUGCUGAAACCCAGAGCCCGUGCAGACUACGACGAGCACGAGCGGUCGCUGCUCAUCUCCCGGCUGAGCUUCGAGAAGACCUUCGGGCUUUCCCCGGCGUUCAUAGAAUCGACGCUGAUGGAGGCCGGCGGAGUCGCCGAGAGCGUUGACCCAUCGACCCUGAUCAGGGAAGCCAUUCACGUCAUCAGCUGCGGGUACGAGGCGAAGACCGAAUGGGGCAAGGAGGUACCACGGCGAGAGACGUCCUUCUCUUUUCUUCCUGGUUCUAAAAAACCCUAUUUUUACAGAGGAAGAAGAAGCUGAAAAAUGCCUGGAAACACUGGUUCUGUUCUCAGAUCGGCUGGAUAUACGGGUCCGUCACAGAGGAUAUUCUGACGGGGUUCAAGAUGCACUGCCGGGGCUGGAGAUCGAUCUACUGCAUGCCGGCGAGGCCGGCCUUCAAGGGCUCGGCCCCCAUUAACCUCUCCGACCGGCUGCACCAGGUGCUGCGCUGGGCGCUCGGUUCCGUGGAGAUCUUCCUCAGCCGGCACUGUCCUCUCUGGUACGGCUUCGCCGGAGGCCGCCUCCGGUGGCUCCAGCGGGUGGCCUACAUCAGCACCGUCGUCUACCCCUUCACCUCUCUCCCGCUCGUCGCCUACUGCGCCCUGCCAGCCAUCUGCCUCCUCACCGGCAAGUUCAUCAUCCCCACGGUAACCCAAAAAAAAACUCUCAUGUCAUCUCUCUGGUUCAUCAUUCCGACGAGCUAAUUCCUCUGCUUGUUGCAGCUGUCGAACUUGGCGGGCGUCUGGUUUCUAGGGUUGUUCGUCUCGAUCGUCAUGACCACCGUGCUGGAGCUGCGGUGGAGCGGGGUGGGAAUCGAGGACUGGUGGCGGAACGAACAGUUCUGGGUGAUCGGCGGCGUCUCGGCGCACCUCUUCGCGGUCUUCCAGGGCCUGCUCAAGGUCCUAGCAGGAGUCGACACCAGCUUCACCGUCACGGCGAAGGCCGCCGCCGGCGACGGCGGCAGCGAGUUGGGAGAGCUCUACGCCGUGAAGUGGACGACCCUGCUGGUCCCGCCGACGACCCUGCUGGUGGUGAACCUAGUGGGAGUGGCGGCGGGAUUCUCCGGCGCCGUCAACGGUGGGUACGAAGCGUGGGGGCCGCUACUGGGGAAGAUGUUCUUCGCCAUGUGGGUGGUGGUGCAUCUGUACCCAUUCCUCAAGGGGCUGCUGGGGCGGCAGAACAGGAUUCCGACGGUGGUGGUGCUCUGGUCUCUGCUGCUGGCCUCCCUCCUCUCGGUCCUCUGGGUGAAGCUAGACGCCUUCCUUGCCCAGAGGGACCCUUCGGCUGCUGCGCAGAGCUGCAUCUCCUUCGACUGCUGA
Messenger RNA from Spirodela intermedia, 4544 nucleotides. NCBI's taxonomy places the organism in Eukaryota, Viridiplantae, Streptophyta, Magnoliopsida, Alismatales, Araceae. The record is from the annotation of a GenBank genome assembly.